AUACCAUGUAGGACCAGCCGGUGUAUGUAUCGUUGGAAAUGAUCACAGAACUUUCUCUCCCUCCCCAACAAUUGCGUGGAGGAAAAAUGCAGUUGAGAUCAUUUUCACGGGAGACACUGCCUUUUUUGGCUAUGAUAACAGUGGAAUGCACAGACGUGGGUCUCUCAGUGCUGAGCAAGGCAGCUUUGAACCAAGGAAUGAACAAUUUUGUUUCAGUGGUCUACUGCAAUGCCUCGGGAACCCUCAUUCUUCUUCCUUACUUUCUCUUCCACAGUUCUUUCUUCUUUUGCAGAAACAGGCGUCCGCCUCUCACUUUCUCCCUCCUUUGGAGAUUUUUCCUCGUUGCCCUUAUAAUGAGCUCCGGCCAAAUAAUAGCUUAUACCGGCAUUAAAUUUAGUUCCCCAACUCUUUUAUCUGCUAUGGCGAAUCUUAGCCCUGUCUUUACUUUCUUGCUGGCAGUCAUAUUCAGAUUUGAGAAGCUAGAGUUAAGAAGAUCAAGCGGUCUAGCAAAAUUCUUGGGCGCUGUUAUAGCGGUUACAGGUGCUUUUAUAAUCACACUAUAUCAGGGUCCCGAACUCUUGAUGGCUUCGUCAACUUAUAGCUCUCCGACUCCUCAUCGGCUACUUGAUUCACAGCAAUCAAAGUGGGUCAUUGGAGGUUUUCUCCUUCUUCUGACAGCUCUAUCAUCUGCAACAUGGAACAUUUCUCAGGCUUCUACUGUCAAGAAGUACCCAGAAGAAAUGACCAUAGUCUUCUUCUGUACACUCUUUGUAGCAAUCCAAGCUGCGGUUUUCUCAGCCAUUGCUGAAAGAAAUAUAAACGCAUGGAAACUGUCGACAAUGGUUGAAGUGCUUGCCAUUAUUUGCACGGCGAUAUUCGGGAGUGUUUUCCGGAUCGCUGUUCACACAUGGUGCUUACGCAAGAAGGGACCUAUCUAUGUGGCAAUGUUCAAGCCAUUGGGGAUGGCUGCUGCAGUGGUCCUGACAGUCAUUUUCCUUGGAAGCACUCUUUUUCUGGGCAGUGUGAUUGGAUCCAUUGUAAUUGCACUUGGAUUUUAUUCUGUGAUUUGGGGACAAAUGAAAGAGAGAAACAUGGCUAUUGACAUUGAAAAUUGUAGCCUGGGAUCAACCAGCAAAAAGACUCCUCUUCUUCAAAACAGCCAAGAUAUAUCAAGUAUUUAACAUCGCACUGGGGGGAAAAAUUCCUCGUUGGUUCUGUAAUUUUCCGAAUAAUGAUAAUUUAAGAACUCUUGCAAGUUACAAUGUAAUGUUGUGAGAAGAUUAAAAGCUUCCGAGAAAUCCAGUGAAGGAAUGAAAAAUCUUUAUUUAGAAA
Messenger RNA from Mangifera indica (mango), 1332 nucleotides. Its product is annotated as WAT1-related protein At4g15540-like. The record is from RefSeq and is a predicted model, not a curated record. The coding region runs from base 39 to 1181 and encodes 380 amino acids. The transcript has 7 exons. Lineage: Eukaryota; Viridiplantae; Streptophyta; Magnoliopsida; Sapindales; Anacardiaceae. Gene Ontology annotation, cellular component: plasma membrane. Gene Ontology annotation, molecular function: transmembrane transporter activity.